AUGUUUAUGGGAAUAUCUCGAAGAGUAUUACCGUUAUGGGACCAAUUUUAUGUUUCGAAUUAUGCUUUCGCAGUAUUAACGAAAAAUCAAUCUAGAAUUAACAACAAAAUAAUUAGUUCAUCAUACAUAACACCUAUUAUUUUCAAUAGAAUAAUUAAUUAUAAUAAAAGUACCAAAUCAUCAACAUCAGCUAUCGAAUAUAAAUUAACUCAUCCUCGUAAAAAAGUUCAUCCAUUACCUACAUAUAAUCUUCCCAUUCAAACGGUAGAAGAAGCUGUCACCAAUAUUCUUUAUAAUACCCCAUCACCAUCACCUGUUCCUCCUAAAAGACAUAUUCUAAAUUGUCUUGUACAGAAUGAGCCUGGAGUAUUGAGUAGAGUUAGUGGAAUUUUAGCAGCUAGAGGUUUUAAUAUUGAUUCAUUGGUAGUGGCUAGCACAGAAGUGAAUGAUUUAAGUAGAAUGACAAUUGUUUUACGUGGGCAUGAUGAUGUUAUUGAACAGGCUAGAAGACAAUUAGAAGAUUUGGUACCAGUAUGGGCUGUACUUGAUUAUACUCAAACCAGUAUUAUUGAACAAGAUUCAACGAUAAUUAAUGAAAUUUUACCAAUUUUACCAUCAACUGCAUUACGACAUAAACAUGCUCAUCUUAGAGCAUUACUUGACCUUUGUCAAUUAUUUGGAGCCAAAAUGGUAGAUGUAGCAACAGAUAGUGUUGGUAUUGAAUUAACUGCUAGACCUUCUAAAUUAGAUGCAUUUAUUAAAUUGGUAAAACCAUAUGGAAUUUUGGAAGCAGCAAGAAGUGGAAUGAUGGCACUUCCGCGUACUCCAAUUCUUGAUCGUCAAGAUAAGAAGUCCUCAUCAGAAGAGAAAGAAGAAGUGGACGCAACAAUGUUACCACCAGGAUGA
Diversispora eburnea is the source of this 906-nucleotide messenger RNA. NCBI's taxonomy places the organism in Eukaryota, Fungi, Glomeromycota, Glomeromycetes, Diversisporales, Diversisporaceae. The record is from the annotation of a GenBank genome assembly.